Molecule: messenger RNA, 5727 nt
Organism: Monomorium pharaonis (pharaoh ant)
Lineage: Eukaryota; Metazoa; Arthropoda; Insecta; Hymenoptera; Formicidae
Product: erythroid differentiation-related factor 1
Exons: 12
Coding region: 1298-5008 (1236 amino acids)
Biological process (GO): positive regulation of DNA-templated transcription
Source: RefSeq, a predicted model, not a curated record
CAAUAAUUUUUCCAGUCGGUUUUGGGAACAUUGAUUCCGUCGUGACGGAACUAACCUUCGGACGAAACUAACCUUGAAAAUACCUCCCUGUUUUGAUUUUACUUGGAAGGAGGUAGUUCAAUGUAGCAGGUUUAAUUAAUUAAGAAAGAAUGGGAUGCGACGACGACGAAACGCAUAAUAUCCAGUUUAAAAAGAAGAAGAAGACGAAAUCUUUAAGGAAACGCGAAACUUCUCGGUUUGAGCGGAGGAGAGAAAAUGUCUAAGUAGAAAGUCGAGGAAACAAAGAUUAUUCAGAAAUUCUGUGAGAGACUGGCUGGCGUCGAUAUUGUUGGUUUGGCGCUCGGAGAAAGCAUUGUAUCUGAUAUGUUUCGGAUCCCUUUAAUAUGAAAACCGGAGGAAAAUAUGGUUAUGCUGCAGAAUACAAAACAUAAAUUGAACGACGCAGACUGGCAUUGGAAUCCAAUUUAACGCAGAGACCAAUAAACGGGAUGAAGACGAAGAAAUGAUCAAGUAUGUAGAAGAAUUGUCAGAGCGGAAGAAUAAAAAUAACAAAUGCAGCAAAUAGUAUGAAUAAUGACAAGGGAUUAUAUUGCUUGCUGCUGUAUAGCGACUUUAUAGCAUGAAAGCUAUGUAUAAAUAAAUAUUUGAAUUAAUCUAUCUAUAUGCUAUAAUAUAAUAUUUUGAUGAAUUUUUUUAUCAAUUCUUGCUACUUUUAUAUUAUAGUAAGACUCAUAUUUCUGUAUGAUUUACGAAUUUUAAUAAAUUUUAAUAAAUAGGUACAUAUUUUAUUACAGAUGGCUAUAACAAUAUUUUUCUAAAUAUCAAAUAGAAAACAAGGAAUUUGAUUUUUGAAAUAUUUGAAGAAUUGAACUUUCCAUUGAUAUUAGGUAGAGAUUUCGUGGAAGUAGUUGUAUAAACAAAAUGGGUGUAGGAAACAGACUUCAUGGGAGUAGUUGUAUUUAAAAAAUGGGUGUAGGAAACAUAUGCAAGCUAAGUGAGAAAAUUUGAGGAGUGGUUUUGGCUGUGCAGGAAUGUCAGGCGAAUUACAUUGUUAACAGUAACUUAUUAAUUAAUAAGAUAUCUUACAACAUAUGCAUAAUAUUCAUCUCUCAUAAUUUGCACUUUUAUUUGUUUUUUAAUUUUGUUCUGUCGAUUAAUCAAUUCGUUGUUUUGUCAACUUUUUUUAGGUGGCUAGGGGGGAACUAGCGUAGCCACGAUGUCUCGGCCAAUGGGUAGCACACAGGAUAUGACAAAGAAAUUUUCCAAUACAGCAGAGACAAGACAGAGUAGACAGUGAAUGCAAGUGAAUGUUUUGUCAGCCACAUGUGAUGUGAGAGACUACGCGAACAUGUCGAAAAAUUCGGAUAACAACGUUGUCGCGAUGAAGCCGAUGGCUCUGGCUAUACCGCCAGAUUCUCCAAAGAAGCCAGUGAAAUCGACUGCAGUAGUGAAAUAUUCUACGGUCCAAACACCAGCGACGUAUGCUCAAUUGCAGUGUAACACGGACUUGAAUCUACCACCCAGCAACUGGCUCAGCAGUUCAGCCGAAAGUUAUGGUUUGCAAAAUGUCUGGUCGCAAAGUACAGGGUUCUCCAGCUUUCGUAUGGCGCACAUGUUUCCUGAUUGCGUUGGUGAAGUGGACGUGGUGUCGGACGCCGAGAAUAUAAAAAAAUUACUUAAACUGCCUUACAAUCACGACGUAAUUUCGAUGAUGGUACAUCGUAUCGAGAACACAUUGCUAUUGGAUGACUUUGACAUACACAAGUAUCUACUGAGACAAGCCGAAAGUGAGUGGGAGUGGCUGAAAAAAUUUUUCUACGAGCACAUUUUUCAAAGUCUCGGCGACAAAGAGAAGCGUCUCUUUCACAAGGCGUAUAGUAGAAACAGUUUGCAGCAGAGGAACCUGGUGUCGAAGUUUCUAUAUCACUCUAUAGUGGUGGCGGACAAAAACAAGCAGGACGAGCAACAGUUACCUCAGUUACCUGUAAAGACAUUGGAGCCAUGUCUGCCCGAGCCAACGCAAGAGGAGAAAGUACCUGAUCCGAAUUACAAUCACAACUUCGCGAGGAACGUUGUGUGGACGUUCGAGAACAUACAGAUGCUUGUCGGAACGGACAUGCCGAUAUUCGGCGGUCAGACGCAUCCGUGCAUAAGUCUACGGUUGAGAGACAUGACGAAGCCUAUCAAUGUUCUAACAGGGAUAGACUAUUGGCUCGAUAAUUUGAUGUGCAACGUUCCAGAAGUGGUGAUGUGUUACCACUUAAAUGGUAUUGUACAAAAAUAUGAACUGAUAAAGACAGAAGAUCUUCCAAAUUUAGAUAACUCAAAGUUUAGUCCUAAAGUUAUUCGAGAUGUUGCUCAAAACAUUUUGAGCUUUCUGAAAAACAACGCGACAAAAGCUGGUCAUACUUAUUGGCUAUUUAAGGGUAAGGAUGACGAUGUUGUGAAGCUAUAUGAUUUGACGUCAUUGUGUAAUGAUGCUUUGGAAGAGAAGGGACAAAAUCCUUUUACCGUACCUGUUGCAAUGCUGUUAUACAGAGUAGCUCGCAACAUGAAAUAUUCUCCCGAUUGCCACCGUCAUCAGGGUACAAUCAGGAUGCUGCUGAAAAAUUGUGUCCAGUUGCUGGCUAAAGAAAAAUAUCCGCAGAUAGUUACGUCCGCGCACUUUAUGCUUUCGGAUUUGUAUAUACCGUCAGAUACGGAUCCAGCCAGUCCAGGAUUAUCGGAUCAAAGUGAUGAGGAGGACGUUCAAAGUGAGUGUGGUACAGGUCAAGAAAACGAAAAGGAGGAAGCGGAGGAGGAGGAGGAAGCUUGCGCGAUCAAGUCUUUGACCUUAGCCAACAUGAAAGAACAAGUCGAACGUGAGCAGCCAAAGUACAAAGCACCUCCAAUGUCGGGUACUGUAGAAGAGAGAUGUUUGUCUGGAUUAGAACACGUCACGCAUGGACUCGAGUGUCUUCAGUAUUUUCCGACCGACGACAGCAGUGACGAGGAACGAAAGAAGACGGAGGAAUGUGAGAAGCAGAGACGCCAAUACGAGGAGAUGCAUCCAAAUGUGGCAAAACCUUUCCAAGCGAUUCCCAUGCCUUACACCCCAUUGAAUCAAGACAAAAAUGCCACCUGUGAAAAAAAUUCGGAGAAUCACAGUCCUGCGCAUAAAAAGAAAAACAAACAGAGGAAGAAAAAGAGUGAGAAGAACGUUACGAAGGAAAUAGAAGUAGCGAAUGUGAACGCUUUGUUGUGUAAACCAAAAACGGAAACAUUGCCGACGUGGCAGGCGCCGAAAAAAAGCGACAAUAGGAGCUGGAGCGCUCAUUUGAAAACGUUGUUGUAUGAGAAAGCGUCCUUGAUAUUCGCCGUCCUCGCCGAGAAAGAAUACGUAAAUAAAAAUUACGGCGCAUCCUUAAGAUAUAUGCUGGAAGUACUGCAUUGCCAGAAGAUAUUGGAAAUCUUUUGUAAUCAAAGAAACGACAAGUCGCUUAGUUAUUUAUUAGGUCGCGCGGGAGAUUGCUGCUUUAUGAUAGUGCAAGACUGGAGCAACGUUGACAAGCAUAGGAAAGAUUAUGAUACGAAGACUGAAAUGGAGGAAAAAAUAGUUGAAGAAUUGUUCAGCGGGGAGGACCUGGAUAUGAGUAAAUAUCAAAAUACAUCUUGCAAUGAAAAUGGUAUAUCAACGAUCAUUACUAAUGCGUAUUUUAUUACAGAUGGUGCUGAAUUAUUGCCAAGGAAUUUAGAAAGUUUAGAAUCUACUUUAGUUUCGUCAUAUAAAUGUUACGAAAAAGCAUUGUCGUUAGAGCCGAUAGAUAUGGACAAAAAUAACUUGUUGAGACGAUUGGGGAAUAUUCAUAACGAAUUAGGUGUCCUUUAUAUGAAUCAAGCGGGAUCUCGAUAUCAGCAAGAGAAUCAAACGGACGAAUUGUCGAGUUUAUCGGAUGUGACUACGCUUCUAACGCGUUCGAUGACUCACUUGGAGUCCGGCGUUAAAGCCUUCGAGACUGUCCACGACGAAGCGAAUCUGGCGCUUUUGCACUCUAAUACCGGCCGACUUAUGCGACUCUGCGCGCACAUGCAUGGCAAACAGAACAUGCAGGAGCGUCACUUUUAUAACAAGGCACUCGUGAGCUAUCAGAAGGCUUUGCAGGUCUUAGGUGAUAAGGAAACGAAUCCGGCAAUAUGGGACACAAUCAUGUGGGAUUUUUCGACAACAUUGUACACGAAAGCUACGAUAAUGCAAGAUUAUCCUACGACUGAAUACAAGAAUGAAGAGGAGUUGGAGAGAGAAGUAGUAGACACUCUCCAGAAAGCACUCAAACAUUGCGAUAUAGACACGCCGGGCUCACGUCAACCAGUUUAUCAAUUCCGCGCCGCGACCAUUCAACAUCGAUUGGCUUCGUUAUACCAUCGCGUGUACAGAGAAAUCGAGUCGGACGCGGAUAGUAGCAAGAAAAAGACGAGUUUGCAGUUGUGCAAAUUGUAUUACGAUAAAGCGGCAAAGCUGUUGCUCUCGUUAGAGCAGAGCACGGAAUAUUUGACAGUUCAAAUGGAAAGAGUCGCCCUGGCGGAAUAUCAAGCGCGUAAUAGUACUACUUUCAACAAUAAGUUAAAAGCAUAUCAAAAUGGUUUGGAGUUAAUUUUACAAUGCAUGCCUAUUAUGGAAAUACUGUGCGAACGAAGUAAUGCGACGAGACAGAAGACAGUCGACAAAACAGAAGAUGAUAACGUUGAACGUGAGAAAGUGACUGAGGAACAAAAAUUAAUAGAUGAUGAAGAAAAUCUUGUCGUUCUGUUAGAACAAAGAUUACAGUUUCUUUUACGAUCAUUAACCAAGUUACUUUUGAGUAAAAGUCCUGUGCACAACAAAAAAGAGCAUGAGACGCUUGCAAAUGUGUACAAACAGUGUUAUGUUCGAACGUUACGACCAAACACAAUAUCCGGAUUUACUUUGGUAAAACACAUAACACAACUUUUACAAGAACUCACUCAUAUGUUAAAACAAAUAGAGUCUUAAAGUUUAAAUAAAUACUAUGUACAGUUAGUAACUUAACAAAAUGUAUAUAUAUGAUAUAAAGCGACCCCUAGAUGGUCAAUGUUAUCGUAUAUUAUUGAUUAUCUGGAGGAGAUAGUAGUAAUUUUGAAGUAUUCAGAACAGAAUUUUCCAAACCGCAAUUCAUUUUUUAAAACUACAAACAUCCACGAUACCAUCUAACUUUAAUAGAUAUGAAAAAUGAAUCAUUUAUAUGUAAAUUGAUUAUUCAUUUACACUACUUUUUAAUAUCCUUUACUUUUCUUCUAUUUUUUAGUUUUUUUACUUUAAAUAUAAUUCUUUUUUUUUUCUCUAAUAUGUAAUAUAGUAUAAUAAUAUGAAGGAUGUACUUGUUUCUUGUUUCUAACGAUUUUAAUGACAUUGAUGUAAAUCGUUGUUAUGCGUAAGGAAUUUAUUAAUUGUAAUUUAUUUCGAAAUACAGUUUUGAUUUUUAUCACAAUUGAAAAAUUGUUUACAACUUACCAAAAAUCGAUUCACUAAUAGAUGAAUCAAUUUUUGGUAUCCCAUAUUUUGAGAAUCGUUGAUCUAGAGAAAUACUGUACAAUAUAAUUAUACAUUAUUGUUGAUAGUCUAGAGGGCCAAGAGUUGUUUUUCAAAAAGAUCAACAGCUAUGUUUUUUAAACUUUGAAAAUUAUAUAAUGCGUGUAUAAAGAAAAUAAAGUGUAACAUUAUUUUUAUUGUUA